AUGUAUGGCAUGAGUAACUUACUAGGUUACAUGGUGACUGUCCUUGGCUCAAGUAAUACGAAAGUGUCAUAUUCAAAGGAAACAGGAAGUACCGAGUGUUUAACAGGAAGUACCGAUUCUGAUUCUGAUGACUCAGAAAGUUCUGAGAAUGCUUCUGCUAAUGAUUCUGAUGAUGAUUCGAGUGAUGAUUCUGAUAGUUCUGAUGAUGGGAAUGAUGAAGGUGUAGCCGAUAGUUCAGACGGUUCUGCUGCUGCAACCGAGACAGACACAGAUGAAUCUGCAAGUGUCGCUGAUUCCCCUCGGAAUGAGCGUCGAACUAAGUUGGUUCAUGAUGUCUCUGCUGCUUCUGAAAGUGAUCAUUCACAUCAGUCUUUUGUUCAAGAAGGUGCUGCUUUACAUAGAGAGCGUCGGAGUAAGGCAUGUCAUGCUGUUCCUGCUAUUUCUGAUUCAGCUCACUCCGUUCAUGAUGCACAUAGCCAUAUUCCUGACCGUGCUGCUCAGAUUGAUCCUGAUGUUGCUGCUCAGAAUGAUUCUGAACUGCGUGGAAUUUUUGACGAUAUGGAUGAUCCCGUGAACAGAGCCAGUUCGGUUAGUCCGGUGAAACGGACAGGGGGUGCUGAUCUUAAGUAUACCAGAACUAAGCGUAGACGUGUUGCUGAAGCUACUUCAGUAGCGAUUCCUGAUCCUCCAAGACCAACUGCUGCUGUUAUUCCUGCUGUUUCUCAAGCACAAGUAUUGCGUCCUCUGGUGGCUCCUUCCUUAUCCUACAGACUUCCUUCAGAUUCUUCGCUUGUUCGUCGUGUUGAUCUUCUGGAGACUCAGGUUCAACAAAAUAUGGAACGAGCCUUGAGAGUUCAUUACAGCGGGUAG
Erigeron canadensis is the source of this 870-nucleotide messenger RNA. Its product is annotated as dentin sialophosphoprotein-like. The record is from RefSeq and is a predicted model, not a curated record. The transcript is spliced from 3 exons. The coding region runs from base 1 to 870 and encodes 289 amino acids. Lineage: Eukaryota; Viridiplantae; Streptophyta; Magnoliopsida; Asterales; Asteraceae.